AUGGUCUUGACCCAGACCCAUGGCAUGAGCUGCGGAAAAUUUAUUUUUGGCUUCCUCCAAGGCUUUCGGCUGAUGCGAUUGUUGCGCUUCACACGCCUGGCUCGUAUGGCGCGCUUGCUGCGCAGCAUCCCAGAGUUGUUGAUUAUCGUGAGGGCCAUUGCCAUCGCCCUUCGCUCAGUCUUUUUCUUGAUGGUUCUGCUGGUGGGCCUCGUCUACGUCUUUGCUCUGCUCUUCAUGGAGCUUUUGGAUGGGAAGAACCAAGCUCCAGGUUCUUUGGCAUAUGACAGCUUUCGUUCUUUGCCGCAGUCUAUGAAUACCUUGCUACUGGCGGGAGCCUUGCCCGAUCAGUCCAGUCUGGUUGAGGAUGCUGGAGCUACACACUUCUUGCUCUAUCCCUUGAUGCUCCUUUACAUGCUACUGGCAUCCCUCACAGUGAUGAAUAUGCUGGUGGGCAUUCUUUGUGAGGUCGUCACAGUGGUUUCAGCAGUUGAGAAAGAGGAGAUUUUGUUGAAAUCGGUGAAGUCGUUGCUCAAGCAGCUCCUACUGGAUGCGCAAGCGGACGAAGACGGCGAUGGCAGCAUCUCUCGAAGAGAAUUUGACAAGAUGCUCACGAACCCCACCUGCGUGAGAACCUUGAGCGAAGUGGGUGUCGAUGUUUUUGCCCUGGUGGACUUGGCGGAUUUCAUCUUCGGGCAGAAGGAGAGCCUCUCAUUCGCCUCCUUUAUGGAUGCCGUUUUACAACUCCGAGGGAGCAACACCGCCACAGUCAAGGACAUUGUGGACCUGCAGAAGCUCAUUGUCAAUCACUUCAAGUCUUUGGAGACCCGGUUUACAACGUGUCCGGAUGAGCAGACUUUGCCCCCGAUGCUGGCUUGA
This is a messenger RNA of Durusdinium trenchii, 876 nucleotides long. The record is from the annotation of a GenBank genome assembly. Lineage: Eukaryota; Dinophyceae; Suessiales; Symbiodiniaceae.